Messenger RNA from Guillardia theta CCMP2712, 2217 nucleotides. RefSeq names its product transitional endoplasmic reticulum ATPase E (gene P97E). Bases 1 to 2217 code for a protein of 738 amino acids. The record is from RefSeq and is a predicted model, not a curated record. The transcript is spliced from 20 exons. Gene Ontology annotation, molecular function: ATP binding; ATP hydrolysis activity. Lineage: Eukaryota; Cryptophyceae; Pyrenomonadales; Geminigeraceae.
AUGGCAGCAAAAAGCCUUCUUGCCGAGGGGAUGGCGGGAUCCCGAACUUACCCACCCGCCCUGUUCAUGGCAGAUGAUCCUUCGCUCAUACUGUUGAAGGAGGAUGAGAACAGUUCGAUCCCCUCUUCACUCGGAGACUCCUCUGACGACCAGGUUCCCUUCAUCACAGGAUCGGAGGAAGAACUGAAGUUUGGAUCUUUCGUGUGGAUGCGAGCGAGAAAAGCAGUCAGACCAAUCGUUGCUCGUCUCAUGAAGAGAGUCAAAGUCCAUCGAUGCAGUGAAGACGGAAAGAUGCUGGCUGAGAAAUGUUGGAUCUCCGAAUGUGCUGCUUUCAACUUGCAAUGUCAUGUUUUCCCAGCAAAACUCAUGAUAUUCCCACACGGAUGCUCGAGAGACAAGAUUGCAGUUGCCAAGAGGAUAUCAGUAUGUCUUACCUUCGAAUCUUCAAAGGACCUGCGCAUGGAUGUCGAAUCAUCGGAGGGCAAGAGUUUGUUUGUGCCAUCGAUGCGAUCGAGUUUCACCCCGAAAUACAGCACAAAACCUCCAUCGGAGGCUGAAGACAAUGAAUGGGCACAUAAUUCAGAUGUAACCUGUCACCCAUCAGCUGAGUCAGGCCUGCACUACGAUACAAGAAUGUUUCACUCCGCACCUGAAAGGUGCUCGAAAGGUGUGUGGGAUGAUAGUGUAUGGGCCAUCUGGAGUCGGGAAGACAAGCUUUGUCAACGCUGUACUUCGAUACUCCCCUUAUCGCAGCAUCAAGGUGCAACGGAAGGGAGGAUCAUAUCCUUGUUCAAGAAGGCGUUAGAAGCUUGUCCCUGCAUCCUCUUCAUCGACGAAAUCGAUGCAAUCGGCAGCAGACCAUCGAAUGAAGGAGACAAAGUUGAGCAACGAGCUGCGCAUUGCCUCCUUUGCUGUCUGGAAUCUGUGCGAAACAACGUGGACCUGUCUAAGAAGAAACUGUUUGUAAUCGGAGCGACCAAUCGCUUUGAUGUCCUCGAUGAACAGAUUAUAUCUGCUGGCCGACUGGAAUCAUGGUUGCCCCUCCCCGUUCCGACUUCUCAAGCAAGGCAAGACAUUUUGAGAGUCCUUACCAGAAAAUUUUCAAACAAGAACGACAACAAUCGCAAAUCAGAGGAAGAAACGCUAAAGGAAGUCGCAGACAGGGCUCACGGAUACACGGGAGCGGAUCUCAAACUUGUUCUCACCAAAGUGGUUGGCGUCAUCAGCGAACGAAAGGAAGCGGGUGCAGAGGAUGAAACAUUGAAACUGGAGCAUUUUCUCCAAGCAGUCCAAAUCUCUGUAUUGCCGUGGAAGUUCUUGGUUGGGAUGGAAGAGGUGAAAUCUUCCUUGUACACGUGUUUGAUCAAAUCGCUGGCUGAACGUGAGAGGUACUUGUCCCUCGGCAUCGACCCUCCUCGGGGUAUCUUGCUCUACGGCCCACCCGGGACGGGAAAGACAGCAGCAGCGAUGGCUCUUGCCAUGGAGGCAGCGCCCGUCGCCAACUUUCUGCAUGUUCGGGGAACUGAUCUGAUCAACUCAAUCGUCGGGAGCAGCGAACGUGCGAUCUCGCGGCUGUUCGACCAGGCGAGCAUGAGAUUGACACAAUCGCUCCCCCUCGCAGCAACGCCGACUCGUCGGAUCGGUGGCCUCGUGGGGCUCGGAGGAGCUGCAGGGCAGCUGAGCCUGCUGCUCAUCGAGAUGGACGGCAUGAAGACCAGCAAGGAUCACCCGGUUAUUCUCCUUGGCGCUUCUUCUCGUCCCCACGUCAUCGACUCUGCUCUCCUGCGCCCGGGCCGUCUCGAGCACCAUAUCCUGGUUCCUCCUCCUAAUGCCCAGUCUCGACAUCAGUACUUGCGGGCAAGGAUGGGGAGGAGAAGCGAAGACGGGGAGGACAGGAGGCAGACAGACAAAGAUCUGACUAGCUUCGGGUUCGGAGAGAUCCAGGCAGAGGAGGAAGUAAGGAGCGAGGAGUUCUUAUGGUCUCUAGCUAGCGCCAUGGACGGCUUCUCCUUUGCAGAUCUGCAGCUCUUCUGCCAAGAGAGCGCUUUGAUCGCCAUCAGAGAAGCCAUGGGGAAGGGGAAGCAGGUGUCGGACCUCAGAGUUAGCACAGAGCACGUCCACCGCGCUCUCCUCCAUGCCAGACCCUCACUACGAGGAGCUGAGAUCCAGCACCCGAUGAAGCUCUGGCAGACGCAGGAUGAAGGAGCAGAGCGGUAG